AUGGAGGAUCGGCGCGGCGGAGGCGGCAGUGGCCUUGGCCGGAUUCUGGUGUUGGCGUUCUGUGUUGCUGGGAUAUGGUUCGCCUACAUCACCCAGGGCGUCCUUCAGGAGACUGUGUGAGUAUUUAGAAAUCUUUGAUUUUCAGGCCGCUGGUUGUUCUUAUUUUUUUCAUUAUGUUGUUCAUUUUACUGUUUGAUAUUGGCCCGGAUCUUGGGCUUGCCUGGGAGAACUUACAGAUUGCAGAGUUGCUGAUGCCAACACUCAGAAGGACAUGUGGGAAAAAAAAUAUUGAAUUUAUUAUUCACUAAAUCGUAUAAUUUUUUUGAAAUCUUCGAAUAACACCAAUCCUUUCUCUCUUCGAAUUGAAACAUGUUAAUGUGCGAAUGAAGUAGCUAAGCCUCUUACGUGCGUUGAUUAAUUUGAAUUUUCGUUUUAUUGAGUUCCUUGAAUGGAUCUUUCGACAAUGAAGAUUGGAUAACACCGAAUUGACAACAUUGUCUUCCAGAGAUCCAAUUUCUCCCAUUUUUAAUUAUCUGUUAGUUUAGUGGAAAAUAUUGUUCAUUGUGGAAGCUAGGGAAUCUUUAUUUUGGUGUUAUAAAAUGUUUCAAAAAUAUGGGGGAUAUAUACCCCUUGAUCGAUUGAUGAUUUGUGCUGAUGUUAUUGUUGGUUGGUUUUUCUCAACCAGAGAAUUCACCGAUCAUGCAAUUGCCCAUUUAUAAAAAAAAUUCCUAUCCAAUCCUAAGCUGCCAAGGCAUCCGUAAUCCUGCGGUAGUAUUUUAUGGCAUAAGAUUAUCAUACCUCUGUUAUUGCAUGUAUUUAGAGUAAAAACGUCAAACAUGAUUUGUUCAUGGCCUUUGUUUUUGGCUAGUAUACUGACGGAGCUCGUCCUAUUCUUUCUAGAUCAACAAAAAGGUUUGGACCAGACGGCAAGCGUUUUGAGCACCUUGCUUUUUUGAACCUUGCACAAAAUGUUGUCUGUCUCAUAUGGUCUUUUAUGAGUAAGUAUUUUUUUAUUUCUCAUGAACAUUGAAUUUUAUUGUCGCGUGUCCUUCCAUUUUUUAAAUUCUGAACGCGUGAAUCUUGAUGGAGAAUUCUUGGCGUUUUUUAAUGUAAUAGUAACAUUCCACACAUUUUCUUAUUUAUCAGUGCUAAAGCUGUGGUCAAGAAGCUCGAGUGGUGGUGCUCCAUGGUGGAGUUACUGGAGUCCUAGUAUCACAAACACAAUCGGUCCAGCAAUGGGGAUUGAAGCUCUAAAAUACAUCAGUUAUCCAGCACAGGCAUGCUCAUUUUUUUUGCAUAUACUUUUUCUGAAAACUUAUCAAGUUUCAUCUUAUGAUUUUUACUUGAUUUUAGUCCGUCAUGUUUACUUGUCUGCUCUGUCAAUGUGCCUAAUGCAUUUUUAUUGAGUAGCACGCGUUCAGCUUGGACGCAUGAAAUUUUUUGUAAGACUAACUAUGAAGCCGUGAAGUGUAUUCAAAUGCCAUUGUCAAAGUAAAAUUCCUAUAACCAGGCCUUAGAUUAUAGAGGAAGUGGCUUUUAUCCUUGGAAAACCCGAAUUGUGAACUCAAAGAUCCUCAACGUGUAGGUAAGUUUCUUCUCAGCGGAAUUGAUGAAAAGACAUACUCAUCCACUAAGUGAUGAAAUUUUUUGAUAUCAAUUCUUGUAUACCACCUUGCCAAUGACUUUGGGCAGGUUCUGAAAGAAGAAUUUGCCAAACUUUCGAUCAAUGGUUUUAGUAUAAACUCCUAAACAAAUGAGUACGUUGAUAUCUGCUAUGAACAGGAACUUUAUUGUCUCCCUUGUGCCUACUUUUUCCAAUACAGGGAAGGAGAGAUAUCCAUUCACCUUAGAUUUUAUGAUGAUUUUGGCAUCUUUUCGGCACUCUGAUGUACGAAUAUGAUGUAUUGAUUCAUGUUUUUCUAUCCAAUUAGGUAGAAGCACGUAUGCACCAAUUGCAUGCACUCCAAACCAGUCCCUUCUACGACAGUCAUCUCGUUUUCCAAAGAAGCAUUCUAUUUUUCAGUUUUUAGUUGGGUAGCUUAUGUUCAAGAUCUUACGCUUCAUCCCCACCAACACUCUCGUAAUACAAUUGUUCACAUCUGGACACAAUACAUGUCCCUAUAUGACAUCUCUGGCUUACAAUAGGAAGUUUUUUCCUACCUGAACUUUGGUCGAAAGGGACAUCUGUUUCUUGACUCAGCAAAGAGUCGAGAACGAGACCUGUCUAUGACCCAUAAGAGCUGAUGACGAAGAGCCCACAUUAGAGGAAAAGAGAUGAGUGGUAAUCUACAUCCACGACGACUACACUGAGUGUGUUGUGUUGAGUCAGAGUUAGAAGGUGUACGAUGGGACACUAAAUGUAUAAGGAGGCUUGGUCAACAUGUCCCUGAGCUUAACAGACUCCACACAUUACGAUAACACAGACAAUUUUCCCUUGUGACGCUGUAUUUUCUCACAAUAACAUGUGUUCUACGUGAUGCCUCCACUCCAUGGAAAGUCGACGACCUCAUGGAAUGAUAAAGCUUAUUACAAUGAAAUAUUUUGAAGGAUUUCUUCUCUUGGAGGAUUCCUGUCCGAUUAUUCUUCCAUAUCCCUUGGAAAACCGAGAUUUUUCAAUUCAUGGUACCUCACAAAUCUGGUACUUCGCGUACUCUGCACCUCUUACAAAAUAUGUCACGUGAUUUUUCUUUCUUGUUUCCUUUUUUUUUUUUUUGAGGUAUAUGCUCUCUUAAAAAAGAAUCUCCUUUUCAUAAUGUCUCGUUAUCUCAUCGUUGAUGAUUUAUGCUAUAAAAGUUCAAAUGCCCUUGGAAAAUCACGCCUUUAAAGUUCCUUUCUUUUUCACACCCCUUUAAAAGAAAAGUAGCUCAAAAGUACCCGUUGUCGAAAAGAAAUCCAUUCAGUGGUAGGAUGCUGAUUCUUGCGUUGAACACUGUAUACGCAUACGAUUGAACUGCCCACGUGGAUGUUGUGGACUGUGGGCUGUGAAUUAUGUACAAGAAAUGCUCCUCCUAAAAAUAAUUAAUGAACGAUGCUGGUUCAUGCAUUUUGCAGUUUUUGGAUAUCCUACCACCCCGCUCUUCCCAUUUUCUGUAUUGACAAGCGUAGCUCGUACUUGUGAGCUAUUGUCUGCUUACUUGAAGUUAUAGUUACGUCUUGCAUAGCUUAAAUAUGUUCUUCAUCUGACAUCAAAUGCGGCACUCUGUGACAAACCCUUCCCACCUUUCUUGUAGGUCCUCGCAAAAUCCUCAAAAAUGAUUCCAGGUGAGCCACUUGGUUUGACAACGUGUUCUGAUAUGAACUAGCUCAUAUUUCUCCCACUCUGAUUCUUUGUUUUGAAUGAUCUCGUUAUUCCAACAGUGAUGCUCAUGGGUACUUUCCUCUACGGCAUACGCUACACUCUCCCCGAGUAUAUCUGCACCCUCCUCGUCGCAGGAGGCGUAUCAUCUUUCGCCCUCAUGAAGGUGAAGCCUCUCCAUUGUCCUCCUCGGACUCUCCAUUGAAAUGCUGAGAUGAGGCUCACCCUCUCUCAUCCUUUCUCCGGUGCAGACCAGCUCCAAGACCAUGAGCAAGCUGGCCCACCCCAACGCCCCCCUCGGCUAUGGCCUCUGCUUCCUGAACCUCGCCUUCGAUGGCUUCACCAACGCCACCCAGGACUCCAUAUCCCAGAGGUAGAUGGCGACUCUAUCUCAUCUACUGAUCUCAUCUCGGACCAGCGCCGUGAAAUCACCUCCCUAGUUGCUCCUUCCCACAGGUACCCGAAGACUACGGCGUGGGACAUUAUGCUGGGGAUGAACCUGUGGGGCACCGUCUACAACGUGGUCUUCAUGUUCGGCUGGCCAGGCGGCAGCGGGUACGCGGCGGCGCGGUUCUGCCGGGAGCACCCGGAGGCGGCGUGGGACAUCCUCGUGUACUGCCUCUGCGGGGCGGUGGGGCAGAACUUCAUCUUCCUCACCAUCAGCCGCUUUGGCUCGCUGGCUAACACCACCAUCACUACCACCCGCAAAUUUGUCAGCAUCGUCGUCUCCUCCCUCCUCAGCGGCAACCCUCUGUCAUCCAAGCAGUGGGGCAGCGUCGUCAUGGUCUUCGCCGGUCUCUCCUACCAGAUUUUCCUCAAAUGGAGGAAGCUCCGAACCAUAAGAAAGAAGCUCAAGAAGAAAGCCACCUGA
Molecule: messenger RNA, 4166 nt
Organism: Spirodela intermedia
Lineage: Eukaryota; Viridiplantae; Streptophyta; Magnoliopsida; Alismatales; Araceae
Source: the annotation of a GenBank genome assembly